UGGCUUCGACGGACUUCCCCCCUUUUCAAAGGGUAAGUACUGUGGCAGUCCUGACUCCUGUGAGUGUGAGUGUGAGUGUGAUGAGAUGAGACCCAUCCCGACGGGUCACGGUGGCAAUCGUCCAUCAGAGUUCAGGCGCACGCAGGAGAAAAAAAAAAUAAAAAGGAGACCUCCGAGCGGAUCUUCGGGGUCUUGUCUUCCCGCUUUGGGUAUCGUUGAGGCAGCAGCCCAGCAUCCCAGCAGCCACUUUGACCCUCGACGUCAUGCACGGUUCAUCCGGUUCUUUGUCGAUCCGGUCGGAUUCCCUGCAUUCGGGUUCGACAAUGGGGGACUGCGAUGGAGUACCGUACUGUUAGGUUCCCUGUGCCAGCCUGCCAGUAUGGAUGGGUCUCUAGCCUCGGCACUUAAGGGACUGCUGCGUCUGCGCUGCGACUCAGGGACUUACUUCUCUUUGCGCAAUCCCGAACAUACUACGGAGUACUACAUAAGUCGUACGGAGGAUCCCGGAUACGCUGGGUUUGGUUCCUCAGUCCCUCCAUGUUCCACAUGGCAAUCUACCUGACGUAGUCGAUUAAGUACUCCGUACUCCGUACUACUUGCGCAAAUGCAAUCUGAGGACUACUAUUCACUAGAUAGAUAGUAGUAGUAAGGAGUCGCACUCCCUCCC
Molecule: messenger RNA, 667 nt
Organism: Aspergillus heteromorphus CBS 117.55
Lineage: Eukaryota; Fungi; Ascomycota; Eurotiomycetes; Eurotiales; Aspergillaceae
Exons: 1
Coding region: 86-562 (158 amino acids)
Source: RefSeq, a predicted model, not a curated record